UGACAUGAUGAGCGGCGCCAUGCAUUUGUCCAAAGAGACGAGGGAAUCCAUCGCUCCCUCCUCGACUAACAUGACAGAAAUCACAACUCAGCAAUCAGCCGAUCAUACCAAGAAUGAAGAAAACCCUCAGGCGGAUGCCGAGAGCUUCCAGGCCGGCGUCCAGAGAGCCGAGCAGUUGCGGAGGAUUUGGUCCAAGACAGGAGUGAUUGUCGCCUUUGUUGGCCUAUUCCUAGCCACUUUUGCCGUCAAUUUCGCCGAUUAUUCCACCCAGGUUUACACCGCAUACACAACGAGUGCCUUCAAGCAGCACUCUGCCAUGAGUGCUGCGCGCGUGGUCAUGAAUAUCACUCGAAUCGCUUCGUAUCCGAUCAUCGCUAAGCUCGGCGACGUGUUUGGUCGCGCGGAGAUGUUCAUUGUCUCGAUCUUCGCUCAAGUACUUGGUUACGUUAUCUAUGCAUGCUGCAAGAACAUCUCACAAUACAUGGCUGCCGGGAUUUUCGAGGCCAUCGGUUCGACAGGCUAUGCCCUUACACAGCAAGUGUUCGUCGCCGAUGUAACGAAUCUAGUCAAUCGAGGCAUUUGGUCCACGCUUCCCGACUCCCUCACCACUAUUCCGACAUUAUACAUUGGCACAAUUGUUGCGCAGGAUAUCCUAGACCACUCGACCUGGCGCUGGGGCUGGGGAAUGUGGGCCAUUGUGUUGCCCGUCGCCGCAGGCCCGCUGAUCGGAAGCAUGGUGCUGUACCAGCACCGUGCACCUCGCCGCGUGAAGAUUAGUACUGCACUGGGCUGGAAAGACACAGAUCCCUGGUGGCGUCGAGUAUAUGAUUUGUUGUGGAUCCAGCUGGAUCUGCCGGGGGCGGUGCUUCUCCUUCUAGGGCUGUCGCUGUUCUUGAUUCCAUUGUCGUUGACUGGAUCGGGUAACAGCGGUGCCUGGCGCCACAACGGGUCCUUCAUUGCCAUGCUUGUGAUGGGUGUGGUGUUCGUGAUCGCAUUUCUUGUCUGGGAUGCCUGGUUCGCGAAGAAACCAUUUGUCCCAUACCGAAUGAUCAGCAACCGCACCGUGGCCGCUGCGUGCCUGCUGGGCGCCUUGGACUUCUUCCACUAUUCCGUCUUCACAGUGUUCUUUACCAGCUACCUGCAAAUAGCUGGACACUUUGAGGCAGGAAAUGCCACACGUAUCGAUAACUCCCUCCGAGUGGCCUUCCAAGUGGCGGGCAUUUUCGCCUCUCUCUGCAUGAAGUACACCCGUCGCUCGCAGAUAUGGGUUCUGACCGGAGUUCCCCUCUGCGUCCUGGGCAUGGGAAUUGUUCUAUACCUCGUGGACAUGGGCAACGGCAAAACAGGAAACGAGGCAGCCUUCGUCACAGCCAAGUCGCUGAUCGGUAUUGGACGUGGGUUCUACCAGACCGCAGCUCAGGUUUCCGUCCAGGCUGUCGUCUCCCGACAAGAAGUUUCCGUCGUGACGGCAGUGUUCUUCGCCUCGAUGAGCGUGGGAGGCGCAAUUGGAACUAGUGUCGCCGGCGCCAUCUGGCGAAGCACUCUCCCCAACAAGCUGAAGGAGUACCUUCCCGAUGCCCUGAAGUCCCAGGCUCACACCAUCUUCAGCUCGCUUGUUGUUGCUAAGAAGUAUCAGCCGGGGACUGCGGCUCGCGAGGCGAUUGACCGGAGCUACCGCGAGUCGCAGCGUCUUUUGGCGAUCGCAGCAUUGGCGGCUCUGGCGCCUAUGCUGAUUGUUAUGUUCUUCCUGCGCAAUGUCCAUCUUGAUGACCGGGAAAAGGAGGAGGUUGUUCUUGAGACACCGGCUGAGAAAGGGGCUGAAGAUGUCCAGACUAAGAAGGCAGCUACGGCAACUGCGAUUCCUUCCGGUGGUGAGGAUAGUCAUCGGGCUGAGUAGUCUGAGUGCCAGAGUGACUUUACCUGUGCGAAAGGAAGGAUGUACUUAGUCUGCCUGACAGGAGAAUGCUCUCGGGAUACUUCCUCGACAAUUACAGGCUGGUCUUGGUCAUAGAUUCUCG
Messenger RNA from Aspergillus homomorphus CBS 101889, 2018 nucleotides. RefSeq names its product putative siderophore iron transporter. NCBI's taxonomy places the organism in Eukaryota, Fungi, Ascomycota, Eurotiomycetes, Eurotiales, Aspergillaceae. Gene Ontology annotation, biological process: siderophore transmembrane transport. The transcript has 6 exons. Gene Ontology annotation, molecular function: siderophore-iron transmembrane transporter activity. The record is from RefSeq and is a predicted model, not a curated record. The coding region runs from base 5 to 1897 and encodes 630 amino acids.